Molecule: messenger RNA, 5128 nt
Organism: Hypoxylon fragiforme
Lineage: Eukaryota; Fungi; Ascomycota; Sordariomycetes; Xylariales; Hypoxylaceae
Exons: 1
Coding region: 399-4622 (1407 amino acids)
Cellular component (GO): plasma membrane; cytoplasm; endoplasmic reticulum
Molecular function (GO): protein binding
Source: RefSeq, a predicted model, not a curated record
CGCAUCUGUAAAAUGUAUUGAUGUCAGCGGUAAGUCUACUUAAAACAACUUUGGACAAGUCAACAAGAGUUCCACCCGAAAUCCCCUUUUAAGGCUCAACAAUGAAAUUGAUGGGUCACUUGAAGCUAGGGAAAUUAAGAAGCGACAUGAGGACAUAAAAGGCGGAAUUACAUACCAAUUGAGCAGAAACCCUGGUUGACUGGACAAUCGACAAACGACGCGUUGUGUGAACAAUCCCGACUCAUCUUCUUUUAACUGCCCAAAGCUUUAAGGCAUAGCCUCGUAACGAAACGAAAUAUAAUCCAAUGCAAUAAUAAAUCCGAACCAUACACCCCUUUCCACGAUACUCUUGUCAGUACCUACCAAGGACCAAAGAUACUAGUAAAUAGUGCCUAGAUAUGGCCACCGCUGUUGGCUCCGGGCCUCCUACACCGGCACCUCCUCCGCCAACCAAAUAUCCAAAUCCUUCCAUUCCCGUUACUCUCCAUGAGGCUGGUCUCGAUUCUCCUUCCUUUCGUGCUGCUGCCCUAUACUUCGCCGAACAAGUCGAUGUGAUUGAAAGAUGGUUGGAAGGAUACGUGAGGACGACCACCAAGCUAUCACACGACUUGCUAGGUUUGGAAGAAACUAUCAACAGCUAUCUAAACAAGGCCAUCCCACCACCCAGUAUCAAUGCCGUCGACAACGACUAUGCCGCCCUGGCGCUUAAGCGGUUCAGUGAGGGGUCAAGAGAAUGGUGGACGCAGGUUUUGAACACGGCUAGGAAGAUGGAUACUAUGUCGGCAGAGCCAAUACGUAACUUUAUCCAGACCGAUCUACGGAAUUUCAAAGACACCAGAAGAACAUUGGAGCAGGCGCAAAAGGCUUUUGAUACCACAUUAGCUCGCUACGUCAGUCAGUCUAAGACGAAGGAGCCCUCGUCUUUACGCGAAGAUGCUUUUUCUGUAUAUGAGACUCGUAAGGCUUACCUAAAGGCCUCUAUGGACUUCUGCUACUAUGCACCACAAUUUCGCCUUAAUCUUGACAGGCUGCUGGUACGGAUAUCUUGUGAUCUUUGGCGCGAGAUAAAAAGGUCCCGUGAUGCUGCUGGAAGCUUCGGGAAAUAUGGUUACGAGAUGGAUCGGGUGAGAGGAUGGUCAAAGGACAUGGAGCUGUCUGAGCCCGCUUUCAAACGCGAAUUGCAGAUAGCACGACGUGACAUUGGUGAGAGCACAUUAGCAGCGCUCAAGCCUUCACGGGAAAUAGACGACUAUAAUGCCUCCACUGUACCGUUUAUAGGCUCCAGGGGACCCAUGAACGUGACUACAACAGGGCAAUCCGCAGUGAUUACGGAGAAGCAGGGCUGGCUUUUCUUACGGACGAUAACUGGCAAGCCUUCCAGAACUAAUUGGAUCCGAAGAUGGUACUACUGCCGCGAUGGCAUAUUUGGAUGGCUUGUCAAUGGUCCUCAAGGAGUCUUGCAAGGUGAUGAGAUUGGUGUUCUUCUCUGUAAUGCAAAACCUGCUGUGGGAGAGGAACGUCGGUUUUGUUUUGAGGUCAAGACCAAGAACCAGACUUUACUACUUCAGGCUGAAACGCAAGCACAGUUGAUGGAGUGGCUCGAGGUUUUCGAGGUUGCGAAGAAGGCAGCAUUUGAAGCGAGCGUUAAGAGGGAUAGCUCGUCUUUGCCAGGCGGAGUCGAUCCGGCUUUCUCCAUCACUCCAUCUUCACUUCCAGAAUUUUCAGCUAGAACAUUAGACGUUCAAGUUGAAGACGCACCCGCACCCGUUGAGCGGCCCGGUGCCCUACCAGCUCCGGCGCCCGAAGUUGGACUUAUACCUAGACCAAGUUUUGAAAUUACAUCAGCUCCUCCCAAACGCUCUGUGACCUCUCUCGCCCGUGAGGAGGGCGAGAGUAGUCGUGAACAUGCGGCCAGAAUUAUGCAGAAGCUCGACCUCCAUCGAAAGGCUGCUUUCACUUCGGGCACAGACAUGGGGCCUAUCCCGUCUCAAGCCCCGACUGGGGGGAUCGCUAGUCUCAUAUCUGCCAGUCAUGGGUUGCUACCAGGAUAUCCAGCGGUGACUACCAAACAGCAACAGUCACAAGGAGGAGGGCCAGUAUUCGGCGGACCAGAACAACACCCGGGAAGCCUCGCGCCUUCGACGUUAGCAAAGCCGCCUGCAACGACCAAUCUUAGUAAGACGGCCGUUGUCUAUAGCAGUGAUAGAAUAUUCAGCGCGAGUGCUUCGCAAUUGUUGCCAACUGCGAUUAUGGCCAACUACUGGGGAAGCAAUGCCUGGGGACAUGAUUACUUCUCCAGGACUAAGCGAGUAGACCAGGAUCUUGAUGAUCCAUUCGGGCCUAAUUCGCCAUCCAUCAAGAUGACUGUAGUUGGUGACAAUGAGGAGGUUAAGAGUCCAUCCUCCAUACAUAAGAAGGCUAUCAGCAUGGAUGGCCGAAUUAACCACCCGAAGGUUGUUCAGCCUACUCCAGAAAAGCCACCGCCAGAGACCUUCCCAGCGAACUACCCCAUAGAGCUCAAGACGAACUCAGCACAGUUUCGCUUGCUUUUCCCAGGUGUGCCUCUGGAUGAAAAACUGGUUUUGGUCUUUCGGGCUUCUUGGAGUAGUACCUCAGAAGCUAACCGCGAUACACCAGCGAUGGCUAGCGAUGGGCGAAUCUACGUCACUUCGGAUAAUAUGUAUUUCUACGGGCACCAAAUGGGUCUCGUCGUUACAUACACGAUCAAUCUCGAUAGUAUCGCGGAAGUGACAGCUGCACCUGGUAGAGAUUGCGAUUUCAUUUUUCUACACCUAAGUCAGGGGAGGGAUGAUACCGGGUACAGCCGGAUCACCAUCAAGACUUUCCUUGAGGAUCUUGAUCUUCUAUACGCUCGUCUCAAUCUUCUCAUGGAUGACUUACAAGCCGAAGAGCCUAUGGAAUUACCAGAACUCAUUAUGGCACUCAUUAAUCUAGAAGAAAAGGAAGAACUCGAUAGAAGAAGUCCCAGUGUAGGAAGCUGGGAGGAGAUAUCCGAGCAUACUCCUAUUGACGACGGCACAGCGGCGGGUAGAGCAGUCAGUCCUAGAUACCGCAACCCUGCCCAUAGGUCACGAAGCAAAUUCUCGCGAAAACCUCUUCCGAAGUUCCAGCUUCCAGCCCAUCCGGUUAUCUACGAACCCGAAGACAUGCAAAAACUAGUUGCCGAACGGUCGUUCGAAAUCAGCGCCAAAGCAUGUUUCCAUAUACUGUUCGGAGAUAAGAGCUUCGUCUUCCCUAAGCUCUAUUUUGAUCGGAGGGCUCAGCAUAUUGCCCAAGGCCCCUGGCAAAAGAACGAGGCUGGAAAGAUGCAGAGGCAAUUCCGCUUCAAGGUCAACUACACCACGAGGCUAGGUCGGGCGCGGGUUGAAGAGGUCACAGACCAACAGACAAUUGACUUAUUUAGUGAUCACGUUACGUACGUUGUGACCCAUACGAAGACCCCAUGGCAUCUACCACACGCACACGGCUUUAAGUUAGUAACGAAGAUUGUCAUAACGCACGUCGCGAAAUCCAAGUGCAAAUUGACAAUUUUCACGAAAGUGGCAUGGUCGAAACCACCGGCACUAGCCAAAAAUUUGGUAGAACGACAAGCAAUGGACGAUGCUAGUCAGGAUGCUGAAGAGCUCGCAGAGGUGGCUACGGAUCAAGUUCGGAAACUUGGCCACCAAAGUCGUACCAAGAGAGCAAUUCAAGUUUAUGGCAACGUUGGGCAGCAGACGCAAGUCGUGGUAUUCACGCCAGGAGAGGCUGGCAUGUCUAAGAAGACCCAAAUCAACCCUCGUACUCUAGGUUCAAUGCUAGUAGAGACUAUCAGGUCCUUUGCCGACAGCGUCGCUUCAUCACUAAUGAUGUGGACAUUUGCGGGAGUAAAAAAGUUAUGGGAUGUAGUCUCAGCACAGCGGCUCAUCCUCGUCCUACUCGGGUUCAGCGUGUUUACCAAUCUUGUAUUCUCAUCCCAGGGUACUUCGACUUGGUUGAGCGAGCGGCGCGCGGCAAGUUUCAUGAAUCGUAUCGGUGUCUCCCCGAACGUAGUCAUGAGCAAGGCCAUCUACAUAGCAGAUCUAGAUGAAGCGGUCCGAAGUACAGCGCUACAACCCGCAUCGCCCCAGGACAGUUUCUGCUAUGCUACCUUCCAAUCUAUCGCCAAUAGCACCGACAUUGACGCUCCAAGUGAGUACGCUGGGACCUCGCUUGCGUGGGGCUCAAGCAGGGCAACGGCGCGGCGACUCCGUCAAACUAGACAGAAGCUAGGUUCCUACCGCCAUGAUCUACUGGUGGCUAUGCGCGUAGUUAACCGCGUCGAGCGCGAGGCCCUACAAGCCGAGUGGGAAAAUUGGCUCCUCGACGAAAAUCAUCGGUGCGAGCAAGUCGGCACCGUGCUCGAGGCGUGGAACGACAGCUCGUCGGAUAGUAGUGGUACCAAAGGAGAUGACAGCGACGUACAGAAAGUCCUCCAAAGUAAUACUGGUGACAAGAGUAAGGACGAUGCUCGGCGCGAGAGUCUAAAGCUAUGGCAUGAGGAGUACUGUGGUAGCUGCAGGGUUGAUCGCGAGGAUCUACUAAAGGAGAGGGAGAACAUGCGCGUAUCAGCUGCAUUCUAGACUUGAGUCUUAUAUACUACGUAUUACUCGUGGUAAAGAAAGGGAAUAAGCAGGUAGCUUAGGGAGGGAAGAAGGUGGAGAUAGAAGAUAGGAUACUUUAUAGGACAUCAGCAUUCAAUAGGCGGUUAAAGCGAAGAGGUAGAGAGAGGGGGGGUGGCAUACAUACAGCAUACACAGCGUACCUAGGCACAUGCCUACAUACAAACUAGGAUAUGAUACAUAUAAUACAUAGCAGUACCUAACUACUUGAAGGUUCAUGGACAAGUAUUUGGUACCUUCUGUUUGCAACGAGGAAAGAACACUAAGAAUGAAGGAGGCGAAAAGAAGAGAUGGAAAGGGGGCGAAAGGGUGAUGUACAAUACAGUAUUAUAUCGUGUUAUACACAGGACAGAUGCCUAUGUACGUGGGCAGGUAGGGUACACAUGACGCGUUCGUUUGUUUACAUGGAUGCUGGCUAUAUGUAUAUGAUAAUUAUAUAAUGAUACAUACAUACAUACAUACACACA